AUGACUACAUUCAAUCUGGACAAAACUGCAAAUGACUGCCAAGAGAACCACUCGGGUUCCGUUCGGGCACAGCCAUCACAAACCUCACCCCAGAUUCGAGCCAACACUGUGCACUUUGACGACCAAAAUGACACUUGCUCGACACGCACGCCGGUUCCCACACCCGAGCAUGCUCCAAAUACCACAGUAUAUGAAGGUUACAAGUUCUUUAAAGCUGAUCCUAUACCGGGCCAGAAGGCGACAUGGACUCGGGUGGAGCGCACCAAGAUGCAUCUGGACCAAAGCGAGUUUUACAAGAUGGUGCAGAAACGAGCAAACAAGGUUUCAGCAGCACGGCAGUAUCAAAAUCUAUCUGACACUCGCCGUGCUCAUGUAAAUCAGCUAAUACAUGAGCAACGGCGGAGUGAUCCCAAUGUUGAGUGGAGUUGUGUCUAUGCGAAGGAGCGCGACAGGCCCGCCAAGGCCCGCAACGCUCAUCGCAAUGAUUAUGAAACUGUCUCGAUGGACAUCAUCCUCAUGAAAAGGCCCAUGAGGACGAAAUCUUACCCUAGGACCCCUAUGGGCGAUUUGGUGGAUCUUGGGAUUCCACUUCGUUUAGAUGGAGACGAGCUCCUAGAGACGCCCAGGCGCCUUGAAUUAGUCUCACAGGAGCGACCCCUGGAGCUGUCCGGUCCUCAGUUCGUGCCCUCCAACAUGUGGCAGCAGAAGGACCGGCCGGCAUGCUCGGUGCCAAGUGUGAUGCCGGGCCAUGUUGCUCAAGAACCAAUUCCUCAUUCUGUGUCGGUCACUACUCCAUUUACCAGGCUGGACCUGAGCCAGUCUUCGGCCCCUGAAACCUUUGGUGGAAAUGCCAGAUUUUUACAUGAGAAUGCAUGCGAUGGGCAAACCAAUGUCGAUAAGGAUGGGGGCUGGUCAUCUGAAGCUUCCAGUGGGGAGGAUGAUGACUUCAUGAUCUUUGAUCAGUCUCAGUCCGAUGCCAGCUCUGCGAUUGAGCACACAGAGAACAUGGAUUGCGAUUGUCCAGAGCCUCUAACUCCCCAAGAGACUACAUACCAGUCCCGGUCUCGUAGCCCAGCUCAUCGUGACGCCAAUCAUGGCUCUCACUACCGCAAGAAGUCGCGAGGUCGUCAUAUGGAGAGGAAGGAGAGAUACUACGCUUGGAGGCAUUAUCACAUUGACAUGAAAGGUGUCAAGAACAUUCUGCCUGUCAUGCGUGCACGGGGCCCUCCAGCAGGAAAUGCAGAUCCCAAGCUUUGGGACAAAAGGUAUCGGAUUCAACGCAUGGACGAUGAAGAGGUGCGCAGUCGACUUAUUGAUUGCGAAGCAAGAAUUGAACAAUGGGAAAGGGCCUUUGAGCAUCAAACACGACUGCUACAGCAGAAUAUUGAAGAAUUACGCCAGUUGAAGCGGUCUCGAUCUUUCUGGGACUUCGCUCAGGUGCCCACGCAUUGUGGAUGUGAUUUCCCCAAGGAUGGACAUGAUGAGUAG
Messenger RNA from Penicillium maclennaniae, 1488 nucleotides. RefSeq lists its product as uncharacterized. The record is from RefSeq and is a predicted model, not a curated record. The transcript is spliced from 2 exons. The coding region runs from base 1 to 1488 and encodes 495 amino acids. Lineage: Eukaryota; Fungi; Ascomycota; Eurotiomycetes; Eurotiales; Aspergillaceae.